Racocetra persica is the source of this 395-nucleotide messenger RNA. Lineage: Eukaryota; Fungi; Glomeromycota; Glomeromycetes; Diversisporales; Gigasporaceae. The record is from the annotation of a GenBank genome assembly.
AAAGUUAUAUGAGUAGAGAUAUUAUAAAGUAUCAAGUAGAUUUAAUCAAAAUUGUAAGUAUUGAUUAUAUUGGUGCUUGUUGGAUUGUCAUAUUAACAAGAUUUAAUACAAUACAACCUAAAUAUGAUUUAACUAAUAUUGCCAAUUGCAAUAAGUCUGAUCGCAAUAAUAAAUUUGCAACUAGGUUCAUAUCAUUUACCAAUCAAAGUAUUUAUAAUAUUUCUACUAAUCAAGAAAAGAUACUUGCUAAGAGCACUGCAAAUUUAUUUAAAGAUAUUAAAACAAUUUCUAAUAGAGUAGAAUACAUCAAAAUUAACAAUUCAUUUGAUCUUUUUAUAAAAGAAUUGAAUGACAAAUAUUUCUUAUCACAGAAAGAUAUUGAAGAUCCUCUUAGA